Molecule: messenger RNA, 1937 nt
Organism: Pecten maximus
Lineage: Eukaryota; Metazoa; Mollusca; Bivalvia; Pectinida; Pectinidae
Product: betaine--homocysteine S-methyltransferase 1-like
Exons: 6
Coding region: 1-1077 (358 amino acids)
Molecular function (GO): zinc ion binding; methyltransferase activity
Source: RefSeq, a predicted model, not a curated record
AUGUACCCCAAUAAACAAAUUUCUUAUUCUUACUCUUAUCUGAAAGGAUUGUUGGAGCGUCUUGCAAAUGGCGGACAAGUUCUCAUUGCGGAAGGAUAUGUAAUAGAACUGGAGAGAAGAGGUUAUCUGCAGUCCGGAGGUUUUAUACCGGAAGUAGUUUUAGAACAUCCGGAGAUUGUCCGAGGACUACAUCGAGAGUUUGUACAUGCUGGCACCGAUGUGGUAGAAGCAUUUACAUACUACGGUCAUAGGGAGAAACUGCGAACAAUCGGACGUGAGGACGACUUAGAGAGGCUAAAUAGAACAGCUCUUAAGAUCGCGCGAGAAGUGGCAGACGAGACUGGAACUUUGAUGGCUGGCGGACUUUGUAACACUAACAUAUAUGACAAAGAUGAUGUUACUACACAUGACCAAGUCAAGGAGAUGUUUAAGGAACAGGUAGAGUGGGCGGUGGAGGAGGGGGUGGACUACAUCAUAGCGGAGACAAUGAGCUACUACGGGGAGGCUAAACUAGCGCUGGAGGCAAUAAAACAGUAUGGGAAAGGUGUCCCAGCCGUGAUAACUAUGUCAAUUCAUGUACCGGAAAAGACGGUGGAUGGACUACCAAUAGCUGAGGCAUGUCGUAAACUAGAGGAGGAGGGAGCGGCCGUAGUGGGUCUAAACUGUGGGCGUGGCCCAAGGACAAUGUUACCUACAAUCAGAGAUAUAAGGAAAGUAUGCAAGGGUCCGAUAGCCGCCCUUCCCGUGACAUUUCGGACUACAGAUAAAUAUCCCUCGUGGAUCGCUUUAAAAGAUCCGGAUACAGAAAAGGACGUGUAUCCGACGAAUUUGUCCUGUGUUGCAUGUAGCCGGGAUGACAUCAGACAAUUUGCAGAAGAAGCGAAGGCGAUUGGUGUCAAUUACGUCGGACUUUGCUGCGGAAAUGCUCCAUUCUUCUUCCGGGAGCUAGCGGAAGUGUAUGGUCGGAAACCUGAUGCGUGCAAAUAUUCUCCCGAUGUAUCUGCAAACGUGAUUGUUGGCAAGCAUACAAAACAUUCACAAAAAAUGAAGGAAAUUGUAACAGCUGACAAUAUUUAAAGGUCCGACUAAUUGGUUUUACUCACUGGAAUUUCUACUUCGACAAGUUUACUCGGGAUAAUGAUCAUUAAAGAACAAAACGACGUCGAUAUUUCAGGAAAUUAACACAGCGAACUUAUCUUACAAUCACAGACCAUUUUCAACUAUUUCAAAGCUGAAACUUCUCGCAUAACAAUAAUUCCACAGCGGACAUUUUCUACUAACUUAAACUAUACUACAAAAUGCAUGUUCACAUAAUAUACUAAUAAAACAAGUCAGAAAUUUAGUAAAUCAACGCAGAAAUUAAUUAGGAGUUUGUUGCUGUAUUAUAUUGUUAAUUUCUAAAAAUCGCCAGUUAGACUAAAAGAAGAGGUAUAAUUUACUGAAACUGCAUUUUUUGUUUUUUAGUGGUUUGUUUAAAUUGAUGAGAUAUAACAAAACAAUAUUAACAACACGAUGUACGAAUAAAGUUUUACGAAAAAAAAACAAGCCAGGUUUAAGACUUCUACUUUCACAUUGUCAUCGCAUUCCUGAUCGUAAUUGGCAUAUGCUGUUAUGGCAACGAUGAAGAUCGUGGUUUUGCCAUGAUAUUGCAUUUACCUACUUUUACUUAUAGUUGACAAUAUACUACACGAUACAUUCUGUCUGAAAUUAUCAGCAUAACCAAUCAAAUAAAUUAUAGUCCGUUGCAUUCGUGUUUAAAUUUUGAUCGUUUUUGUGCAAUCUUUCGAUACUGAAAAACUGAGUUCAAAAAUCGCACCAUAAACAUUAACAUCGAAAGCUAUUUUUUCCUAAGUACAACCAUGUUUCCAACAUGCAAAAUGAUAAAAAAAAAAAAGGUUUUUGGUUACGAUAUUGUGUAUUGUUUUACUUUUAAUGUG